Zonotrichia leucophrys gambelii is the source of this 1410-nucleotide messenger RNA. RefSeq names its product retinaldehyde binding protein 1 (gene RLBP1). The record is from RefSeq and is a predicted model, not a curated record. Gene Ontology annotation, molecular function: phosphatidylinositol bisphosphate binding. Gene Ontology annotation, cellular component: membrane. The transcript has 8 exons. The coding region runs from base 136 to 1086 and encodes 316 amino acids. NCBI's taxonomy places the organism in Eukaryota, Metazoa, Chordata, Aves, Passeriformes, Passerellidae.
AAAGCUUUCGCCCGGCUCCCUCCUGCUCCACUCCGGCCUCGCCACCUCUGCUCCCAUUUCAGCUCUGUGCACUCACCUGCUCAGGACAUUUCUGCUCCUCCUGUGUCCUGCUGCUGACAGAAGACAGAGGACAUCAUGUCUGCAGUUACGGGCACGUUCCGCAUCGUGUCGGAGGAGGAGCAGGCGCUGCGCUCCAAGCUGGAGCGCCUCACCACCAAGGACCACGGGCCUGUCUUUGGGAGGUGCGAGAAGAUCCCCCCACACACCCUGCAGAAGGCAAAGGACGAGCUGAACGAGACGGAGGAGAAGCGGGAGGUGGCGGUGAAGGCGCUGCGGGAGCUGGUGCAGGAGCGGGCGGGCGGUGAGGAUGUUUGCCAGAAGGUGGCCGAGAAGGUGCAGGAGAGGGACGACUCCUUCCUGCUCCGCUUCAUCCGCGCCCGCAAGUUCGACGUGCACAGAGCCUAUGACCUGCUGAAAGGCUACGUGAAUUUCCGGCAGCAGUACCCGGAGCUGUUUGACAACCUGAGCCCCGAGGCGGUGCGCAGCACCAUCGAGGCCGGCUACCCCGGCAUCCUGGCCAGCAGGGACAAGUACGGCCGCGUGGUGAUGCUCUUCAACAUCGAGAACUGGGACUACGAGGAAAUCACCUUCGAUGAGAUCCUUCGUGCCUAUUGUAUUAUCUUGGAGAAGCUGCUGGAGAAUGAAGAGACCCAGAUCAACGGGUUCUGCAUCAUUGAGAACUUCAAGGGCUUCACCAUGCAGCAGGCAUCAGGGAUCAAACCCUCCGAGCUCAAGAAGAUGGUGGACAUGCUGCAGGACUCCUUCCCAGCGCGGUUCAAGGCUGUCCACUUCAUCCACCAGCCUUGGUACUUCACCACCACCUACAACGUGGUCAAACCCUUCCUGAAGAGCAAACUGCUGGAGAGGGUCUUUGUGCAUGGUGAGGAGCUGGAAUCCUUCUACCAGGAGAUCGAUGCUGAUAUCUUGCCAGCAGACUUUGGUGGCAACCUGCCCAAGUACGAUGGCAAAGCAACUGCAGAGAAGCUCUUUGGGCCUCGCAUCGAGUCUGAGGACACAGCUCUCUAAAGCAGGAGCCUGCUGCUCUCCCCUGUACCAGAGCACCAGAGGUGGCCCUCUAACCCCACCACCUCCCUCCUGUAGCGUUGCUUGAGUGACUGUUCGUGCUGCAGCAGCCUGGGUGUGCUGCUCCAUGCCUGACCCUCCUGUCCCCACUCCAGGCACAGGGCUGUCCCUCCCAGGCACAGCAUCCUUCCCUCUGGAGCUGCUGGGGAAAGGAGGCCACCAGCCCUCUCCCACAGCCUUUCCUGGAGCUGCAAGGGGAGGACAGGAGAGUGUCUGCUCUGGGAAGGGAGGGCUACAGUGAGGGAGAAAUAAAGUGUUUAAAGCAGA